AUGAGCGAAAAUAGUGUAAUUAAAUCAUGUACGUACGAUAUACUCUUUCAGGACAAAAUAAACCAGAUCCGCGACAGCCGCGCAGCGCUCGACACGCUCCGCGCCGAGCACGCGGCGCGCUUAGCCGCGCAGGCCGAGGCCGCCGAGCGACAGAGACAGAUGCAAAUGGCCGCCAAACUGCAGGCCAUGCGCAAGAAGAAGCACGAGUAUUUGCAGAACAAGAGAGAGAUGCAAAUGAGACAGGAACAACAGAAACACCAAUACAUGAUGGCAUCAGGCACCGGUUUCUUCAUGCCAGGAGUCACCAUGCAGCAGUACCAGCCCGGCUUCCCCAACCAGCCCAUCUACGCCAACCCACAGUUCCACCAGAUGAUCCCGCAGACCACAGACGGUACUAUCCCCCCAACCGGUCAACCUCAGAUAUCCCAAGCCAUGGCUCUCAACGCCAACCAAAUUGCAGCAAUGUCACAGUCCCUGCCUCAACACAGCAAUGCCUUCGCCAUGCCCACCUCAGCUAUGACCAUGAGCCAAGCUCCAAUGACUUCCCACAUCCGACCAAACAUGACCCCGCAGCAAAUACAGCAAAUGAUGAUGCAUCAACAUCAGAUGAGAAUGGCCCAACCUGGGCAGAGCGUCCCACAAAUGUUCCCAGGGCAAGUACAGCAAAAUGGACAGGCACAGCCAAAGAACCAACCGCCAACAUCCAUGAUGGCUUCUAUGUCUCUCGGACAACCAAACCAGCCUCAACUACACUGUUAA
Molecule: messenger RNA, 759 nt
Organism: Cydia splendana
Lineage: Eukaryota; Metazoa; Arthropoda; Insecta; Lepidoptera; Tortricidae
Product: hepatocyte growth factor-regulated tyrosine kinase substrate-like
Exons: 2
Coding region: 1-759 (252 amino acids)
Biological process (GO): endocytic recycling; receptor internalization
Cellular component (GO): early endosome
Molecular function (GO): ubiquitin binding
Source: RefSeq, a predicted model, not a curated record